AUGGCCUCCUCCCUCCUCGUCGCGCCGUCAGACUACUCGGAGCCAGUGAGCAUCACGCUCUCGCCGUCGACGUCGGUCCGCGCCUUGAGUCCCGGCCCAGCUCCCACCACCGCCGGAGAAGGGCACAACGGCAGCAGCAACUCUGGGUCCAGCAAUAAGGACAUUAUCGGCAUUGCGGUCGGUAGCGCCAUCGGAGGCGCGGUCGUCCUCGUCGGCCUGGGAAUCCUCUUGUGGGUUUGCUGUCGGCGGCGACGGCUCGACCGCUCCGACUCGGAGCAGUCCAUCGCCCACCACGGACGCAACAGCAGCAGACGCGGAGCGCCGUCAGCCCUCACGCGUUCCAGCUUUGGCAGCUCGUACCCCUCUGGUCUCGUCGCUCCCGAGCCGCGGUCACUCAAGAGUGUUUCGCCUGGUGGCGCCGUCUCCUACGUCUCGCAGCCGACCGGGUCACCAUCAACCCCUUCCCGCCCCCACAGGCCAGCGCGAUCGCUCCGCUCGUCGCUGGGCAUUAUUAUCCCCGACUCUCCGCCGAGCAAAAUCCGGGUCCCGCCGCCGCACGUGUCGGUCAACGGAGGAGUCGACGAGCUCGACUCGGCCCCGCAGCUCGCACUGCCCAUGUCGAUGGUGCAGCAGCACCCCAACGCGUCGCAGAGCUCGCUCGUGACGCCCUCAGAAAAGUGGCUUCACGCGUCCCCGCGCAGCGCCAGCGGCAACACGUCUCGAAGCAGCCGAAGCGCGAAGCGGCUCGGCCAGGCGCGCCUCGGAGCGCCAUUGUUCCAGGAUGGGACGGAACAGCAGACCCCAGUGACACCGCCGCCCAGAGCAGCGAAGCGCAACUCGCGGUUCGUCCAGGUGUAA
Messenger RNA from Vanrija pseudolonga, 858 nucleotides. RefSeq lists its product as uncharacterized. The coding region runs from base 1 to 858 and encodes 285 amino acids. The transcript has a single exon. NCBI's taxonomy places the organism in Eukaryota, Fungi, Basidiomycota, Tremellomycetes, Trichosporonales, Trichosporonaceae. The record is from RefSeq and is a predicted model, not a curated record.